Molecule: messenger RNA, 2040 nt
Organism: Exserohilum turcica Et28A
Lineage: Eukaryota; Fungi; Ascomycota; Dothideomycetes; Pleosporales; Pleosporaceae
Exons: 3
Biological process (GO): translation; glutaminyl-tRNA aminoacylation
Cellular component (GO): cytoplasm; cytosol
Molecular function (GO): glutamine-tRNA ligase activity; ATP binding
Source: RefSeq, a predicted model, not a curated record
ACAUGGCCGAACCUUCAGCGUCUGCACCGCCCAAAGAGGAACCACCCAAAGAGGAGGAGAAGGGCCCCUCAAAGCGCGCGCUCGAAAAGGCAGCAAAGAAAGCAGCCGCCAAAGCCAAAAAAGCCGAACACGCUCUUCGCCCCAAGGAGCAGGCAAAGCCGACCGCAAAGAGCGAGCCCACCAACAUCUUCUCCGAAGGUUGGCUGAAGCGCAUCUACGAAGAGAAGCCCGUCACCGAAGUCAGGACCCGUUUCCCGCCAGAGCCAAACGGCUUCCUUCACAUUGGACACGCAAAAGCUAUUGCUGUAGAUUUUGGUUUUGCAAAACAUCACAAUGGCAAAUGCUACCUGCGCUACGACGACACAAACCCAGAGAAGGAAGAUGAGAUAUACUUCAAGGCUAUCCUGGACGUUGUCAAGUGGCUGGGCUUUGAGCCUUGGAAGAUUACCUAUAGCAGCGACAACUUUGACAAGCUGUACGAGCUAGCCGAGGUGCUGAUCAACAAAGACGGCGCUUAUGUGUGCCACUGUUCACGAGAGGAAAUCAAUAACCAGCGCGGCGGACCCGAUAACCGUGGAAAGCGCUACGCCUGCGCUCACCGCACGCGACCAAUCGAAGAGUCCAUCGCCGAGUUCCGAGCCAUGCGCGAUGGAAAAUACAAGGCUGGAGAGGCGUUCCUCCGCAUGAAGCAGAAGUUGACUGAUCCAGACGAGGGCAACCCUCAAAUGUGGGAUCUACCGGCCUAUCGCGUUGUGAAGGAGAAUUACCACCACAGGACCGGCGACAAGUGGAGAAUCUACCCUACGUACGACUUUACGCACUGCAUUUGUGAUGCUCUGGAAGGCAUCACGCACUCCAUGUGUACUGUUGAAUUCCGCCAGUCGCGUAUUUCGUACGACUGGCUUCUGGAGCAACUGGACAUGAAGAUUCCAAAGUCGGAGGAAAAGGGACCCAUGCAGAGAGAAUUCGGUCGUCUCAGUGUUGGUGGUACUAUCUUAUCGAAGCGACGUAUUCUCCAGCUCGUUGAAGGAACAACUGUCGAGAAGAAGAAUGCCGAUGGCACAGUCGAGACGAAGAAGAUUGCACCAGCGGUGCGAGGAUGGGAUGACCCUCGCCUGUUUACCAUGGUCGCUCUCCGCCGCCGCGGUAUUCCAGCCAAAGCGAUGCUCAAUUUUGUCGACGAGCUCGGCGUCACAGAUGCGCUGUCUGAAAUCGAGCCGCCGCGAUUCGAAGCGUCAAUCCGCAAACACCUAGAGCGAACAGUACCACGUCAAAUGAUGGUACUCGACCCCAUCAAAGUCAUCAUUGAAGACUUUGCUGCCGAGGACGAGCAGGAGCUCACCGUGCCGUAUGAUCCCAAGGGCGCUAUUCCUGGAGAGCGAAAAGUCAAGGUUGGCAAUGCAGUAUACAUCGAUCGCACUGACUUCCGCGAAGAAGACAGCGCGGAUUAUUUCCGUCUGGCCCCCAACAAGGCUGUGGGUCUGUACAAUGUGCCAUUCGCGAUCCGUGCGACGUCCUUUUCCAAAGACGAGAGUGGCAACGUUACCGAGAUCAAGGCCGUCAAGGUUCCGGGAACAGAAAAGCCAAAGGCCUACAUUCAGUGGGUGGACGCUGCGACUGCUGUCCCGGUCACGGCGCGUCUGUACAACUCGCUCUUCAAGACCGAGUCUCCAAACACACUGGACUGGAAGACAGGAGGCUGGGCCGAAGACCUGAACCCCAACUCUGAGAUUAUCUACAAGAACGCAGUCAUUGAGAAGGGCAUCAGAAAUCUCAUCAGCGAGACGUCGUUGGAUUUGAGCGGUUCGUCCGACGCUCUUGUCCGUUUCCAAGCCCUGCGCACGGCUUACUUCUGUGUCGAUAUCGAGUCGACCGAGAAUGACAUUGUGCUCAACCAAAUCGUGAGUCUGAGGGAGGACAAGGGGAAAUAGACUUGUAGAGUAGAGGUCUGCGCGCGGCGGGUUUGCAGUCAUGGGCGCACUGGGUAUAGCUGACGAGUAGUAUGUAAUUGCGCCUUUUUAAAGCGCCCUUACCAUGCGC